CGCACAAACUCGCGACGGCGCGGUACUGUGCUCGUUUCACCGACAUAGGACUGCGUGUGGCAUUCAUCUCCAGCGCUUGCAGCCGUCCAGCAACCACUGCGCUCGGCAGCCGCUGCGCAAGCCUGUGCUCCCUCGCCGCCACACGGGUCCAAGUCGCCGCGCGAUAGCCCUAAAGCUCGACGCCGGUCGCCGAGCGGCUACCAAAUAGGCGGCUACCAAAUAGAUCAUGGCGAGCCCGCAGCAGCCGCCGCCGCCGCCGCCGCCGACGCUACGCGUGAUGCGCCUCUACCGGCCGUCGGCGCCGCGGCCCGGGAGCUCGGCCCUCAUCCUGCCGGAGUCGUUCGGCAACAUCUACGCGGGCGAGCCGUUUGUCGCCUACGUGGCCGUGACGAACGGCGGCCCGCGGCCGUUGAGGGACGUGCUCGUGACCGCGAAGCUCCAGGCGCCCUCCGCGAAGCGCGCCGUAGAUUUACCGGACACCUUCACUUCAAAGCGGGACGCCGCCGAGGCCGCGGGUCUAGAUGUCGACGGCUGGCGCACGAGCGACGUGCCGCGGCCAAAUGACGCCGUCGCCGAGAAUCCCGCGUCGCUGCUGGACGAGCACCGCCACACGGAACAGAUCGUCGAGAAGACGCUGGAUGAAGUUGGUACCCAUACAUUACGAGUGAGCGUGGCUUAUAGGGGAGAGGGCGACGCGCCGGACGCGGAGCCGCGGUCUCUCCGAAAAUUUUAUAGAUUUAACGUGCUCGCGCCGCUGCAGAUCCGGACCGCGGCGUGGUUACUACCAAGGCCGCCGCCGGGCGUGUUUGAUGAUGACGAGCCCGAGUUGUUGGGCGUCGUCGAGUGCGACAUCGAAAACCUCGCGCACGACACGUGCCACUUGAUCGCGACGGUGCUGCGGCCGCCGCAGGGGUUUCAGAGUAGGGAGCCCGCGCCGUCGCCGCCGGAGGAGGGCGUCCCGUUGAAGAGCGACGGUAUCGACGUCAUGCCGGCGGGCGGGAGCUGUCGACGGCUGUUCGUCGUGUCGCGCGUCCGGGCGUCGUCCUUUUUGACGGGCGAGGCGCCGGACCACGACCUCGACCCGCCGGCCUACCCGGCGCGCGCGGGCGUCGUCCGCGUCGCCUGGCGCGUGGGCGACGGCGAGGGCGGCGCCACGGCGACGUCUCCGAUCGACUGGGCGCCGCGGCCCGGCGCCGGGGUUGCGUCGCCGAAUAGUGAAAGAAGGCGGCCGGCCGACGCGCGGGACACGGAUCGCAUGAAAAUUCGGGUGGAAGUGCGGGGUCUACCGGCGCAGCUCCAGUUGAACGAGGAGUACGAGGCCACGUGCGUCGUCGUGAACCGUUUAACCGAGCCGCGGAACCUGCAGUUGCAGUGGCGCAUGAAUGACAUGCCGCCGGGCGUCUUGGCUGCUGGGAAAAUUUAUACGAACAUCGGCAAGGUCGCGGGCCGGUCGCGCACAAAUAUCAAACAAAAGUUCUACGCGCAGCAAACGGGCAUGUGGCAAUUGACGGGCUGCGCCGUCGUCGAGCUCGACACGGACGAGGAGUGGGUAAUGCCGAACUUAUUGGAUGUGGUGGUCGCCGAGACGGGCGUUUCGACGCCGCUGCCCGCCGUCCCGGAGCGGUCGAACUCAACGGUCUUCACGCGCGAGGCGUCGCCGAAACCCGCCCAGCCCGACGUCUUCGCGUCGCCUACUGAUGCACCACCCUCCACAAAUUCGUCGGCGUCGAACUUGCUAGAUAUGUCCUCGGCCGGCAUCGCCCCCCAGGAGGCGGUCUUCGCGGCGCCGCCGCCCGCGGACCGGCUCUACGUCGACGUGACGACGACGCCGCCCCCCGGCGCCGUCGACACGGGCGCGGGGCUGCCCGCGGAGCCGGCCACGCCGCCGCCGGCCGACACACCGCCGCCGCCGCAGCCGGAGAUCGCGCGCGCGCCGAUGCCGUCGCCAGACCCGCUGCUGCGACCGCCGCCGGCGGAACCGCGUACGGCGCCGCCGCCGCCGCCGCCGCCCGCGGGCGACGCGUUCGACCUCUUCGGGAGCGAUAUUGCGGACCACAGCUUCAUGGCCGAAAGUGCGGUGAGCGAAAUUUCUGCGGUUUCACCGGUGCCGACGCCGCCGCGGACGUUGCCGGCGCCGCCCUUCGCGGCGCCGCCCAUUCCGGAGGGCCAGACGAUUAUUCCGCCGGCCGCGGCCGCGCCGCCGCAGACGCCUCCUGCGGCGGCCGCCGACUUGUUCCCCGACGAUCCUCUGUCGGGAGGCGGCUUUGGGGCCGCGCCGGCGCCGGCCGCGGCGGACUUGUUCGGGCCGGCGCCAACAUAG
Pelagomonas calceolata is the source of this 2320-nucleotide messenger RNA. NCBI's taxonomy places the organism in Eukaryota, Pelagophyceae, Pelagomonadales, Pelagomonadaceae. The record is from the annotation of a GenBank genome assembly.